This is a messenger RNA of Lineus longissimus, 3450 nucleotides long. RefSeq names its product wee1-like protein kinase 1-A. The transcript is spliced from 9 exons. The coding region runs from base 92 to 1915 and encodes 607 amino acids. The record is from RefSeq and is a predicted model, not a curated record. Gene Ontology annotation, molecular function: non-membrane spanning protein tyrosine kinase activity; ATP binding; magnesium ion binding. Gene Ontology annotation, biological process: mitotic cell cycle; negative regulation of G2/MI transition of meiotic cell cycle; protein phosphorylation. Gene Ontology annotation, cellular component: nucleus; cytoplasm. Lineage: Eukaryota; Metazoa; Nemertea; Pilidiophora; Heteronemertea; Lineidae.
UGUCCCUGACUCGAAUUCUCCGCCUUCUAAUGCCUUUUUUACUUGUAACUGAUCGUCUAUACUCGAAAAUUUCGAUUUCCUAUUAAUAGUUAUGGCCUUUAGUCGAAGUAGAUUGCCCUUUGAGGGGUAUAGAGCAAAGAAAGAUAGGAAAAAUGAGAACUUUUCGAACAUCGCUCAGGCUCUGACAUUUCCGGAUUCGGAUGGUGAAAACAGCACACAAGACAUUUCUAUGGCUUCCAUCUCGCCUCGUCAGAAUGAUGCCUGGGAUUCACCCGACUCUGACAAUGAGCUUCCUAUGUCCCUCUGUACACCAAGUAGCCCUAAGAGUAGCAGGUGUGCCCGAUCUCGGCGUAUAAGACCCCCAAAAUUUGAGCUAGACAUGGACUGCCAGCCUGAUCCAGAACAUGUAACUACGAAUAUAAACAACAAUGUGACUCGGUCUCCUGACUCAUCGCAGAUGGAAGGGUCAGUUCCACCCAGUCCCUGCCCGUGGACUCCACCACACAAGAAGCUACGAGCAUUACGUCUAUUUGAUACGCCACAUACUCCAAAAAGUCUAUUGGAAAAGGCAAGGAGUCGCACCGGAAAUACAGCAAACCCUGUUCGAACACGAACACCCCUGUUCAGCAGCAUGAAAAUGGAAUCUGCGACAAAAGCUCCGGUCAAUGUUUCCAUAGAUGCUGAACGCCCACAAACUAAUGUAAAUCCUUUCACACCGAACAACAACUCAAUCUUCUCAGUGUUGCAGAGUGGAGCCAAGAGAUCACGGCCUGGAACACUUGGGAGUAUCUUGGAUGACUCUACUGAUGAAGAUUUAGAAGAUGAACUUCCUAGUAAUAAGAAAAUCGCCUUGCAUGAGAUCAACAUGUCGCGCUACAAUGAGGAGUUCUUUGAGAUGAGUAAACUUGGUGAUGGCGAGUUUGGAAGCGUCCACAAAUGUAUUCAUCGUCUGGAUGGAUGUCCCUACGCCAUCAAGAAGUCAAAGAUGCCUGUCGCUGGAAGUGCUUACGAGCGAGUUGCGAUGAAUGAAGUUUAUGCUCAUGCAGUUCUCGGCAAGCAUCCUCAAGUUGUGCGCUACUUCUCAGCAUGGGCGGAGAAUGACCACAUGUACAUUCAGAAUGAAUAUUGUAAUGGUGGAAGUUUAGCUGAUGUCCUCACUGAACAGUACAAAACAGGAAAAUUUUACUCCGAACACGAUCUCUGCCAAAUGCUGCGUCAGCUGGCCAAGGGCUUGAAAUAUAUCCACUCACAACAUCUUGUGCAUUUGGAUCUUAAACCAGGAAACAUUUUCAUCCACCGAGAGGAGAAGGUCACCAACUCCCCAGAAAGUGGUGUCGAGACGGGUGAAGAUGAAGAGGAUGAAGAAGAACUACCAGAGGUUUCAUAUAAAAUAGGUGACCUUGGCCAUGUGACAUCAAUGGCAACAACACGUGUUGAGGAAGGAGACUGUCGGUAUCUUCCACGGGAAAUUCUGCUUGAAAAUUACAACCAGUUAACAAAGGCAGACGUUUUCUCUCUUGCACUGACAAUGUUCUAUGCUGCUGGUGGUGGUGAGCUACCAAAGAAUGGUGACAAAUGGCAUGCAAUACGGGACGGCAUCUUGCCGUAUAUUUCAAGGUGCUCUAAAGACUUCAAUCAAUUAUUACAGAAAAUGAUUGACCCGGACCCAUCGAUGCGACCGACUGCUUCCUCCCUCACCCAACAUCCCCUGCUCUUCCCCUAUGAAAGUCGAUCACGUGCUGAACUCAGAAAGGCUCUCAAUGUAGAAAAGUUCAAGAACAAAAUGCUAUCCCGGCAAUUAAUUGAAGCCACGGAGCGACAGAUGCAGGCACCUCAACAGCAGAAUGCGAGCAAUCGUAACUCGCGUCUGGUUGGUAAGAAAGUCAACCGCAGUAUGAGUUUGACAGUGUUCUGAGCAUAUCAUGUGAUACCCGGACCGUGCAAUGUCAAGGCCUGCAAACACAUUUAUCCGAUGAGUUGUGACUGAAACUGUUCACUUUUUAGACUAUCUACCUUUCAAGGAAUACAGCUGUGCUACUGUGUGUCUGGGCGAGGUAGGGGUCUGCUCUUGAUAGCAAUGGUGAACUUUUACGUAUCCCUGGAAAUGUUCUAAUGGUUUCAUUUUAUAUAGUGUUUGCCUAGGACUUCCAACUGCCAAAAUAUGUGUCCUGAGAAAAACGUACAAGUUAUUAUCAUGUUCUAUACUUCUCUGUUAGAGUGACUAAGUGCCUGCUUUGCGCGCUUUGGAUUGCUUGUUUUUAAAAAUACUUUCCCGGGACAAGGGACUUGGCUGCUAGAUUCAAGUACUGGGAUGCUUAAAGCUCGGCUUGUGCAUGUAGUUUGCUUGGGAGUCGGUUGACUGACCAUAGUGACAGUUGGAACACUGCACUCAACUUCCUUGUUAAUAUUGGAGCGCUGUAUUUGCUUGUAUUUUUGUACUAUAGUGUAUAUUUGUACAGAACUGGGUAUGGCUGGUAUGAGGCAUCUGUUCUUCAGAAGGGUAUGGUGGAGAGAGUUUAAUCCCUUAGAUGAAAUCCCCCUUUUUUAUUACUAAACACAGUCUACAAAUUUGAAUAUUUUACAUUAUGUGAGUGACAUUGUAAUAGGAGACUUUGUUUGGUUCUCAGACAAUGUUCUUCCAUACCAAUUUUGCUCUGAAAUGUAUGUUCAUGGUGAUGAUCACAAAAUACCAUCAUCCUUUCCUUAUGAAGAACAGACUUUUACUCGUCCAUAGACCAUGUUGACGAUAUAAUAAUGUGAGUUGGUGCUGCCUGUUACAGGAUCAGUUAGGAAUUAUUUUAACCAUUAUCACCAAAAAUGAGGUCCAUUUUUACUAUCACUGAAAUUAUGUUUUAUGUAUUCAUUACUUGCAUGAUUAUGAUUUUUAAACAUUUUUAUGUGCAUGUAUGUUGUUUUGCACUUUCUGGUUUCUGGACUCCUGUAUUUUCUCUUUAUUCAAGGGGUUUUUUUUCUCCCCAAAAAAACUAUCAAAAGAACUGUUAAAGUGAUAGCUGGCAGCAGAUCUGUGUUAAAUUCUGACAUGAAGAGAUACUAUUUCUUCUAGCAAGGUGAUUAAUACAGAUAGUAAAAGUAUGACAAAUUCACAUGCUAGUUAUAACACACUACCUGUAGAUGACUUGUGGAUGUGGAUACGUAUGGCGGAGGGGGAACAUGCCGAGCCAGACCAUACAAAGCCCAUACAGGGAGAGGGGUCCAAAAAUCUGUGUUAAGGUGCCUACGUACUGAAUGGACGGCCCCUUUCCAAUUUUUUGGGGGGAAUUGUGUUUCAUCUGCUGUUUUAUUCGUACAUUCCCAAGUAUAUUAUAUUUUAUGAAUGCUUAUGCCCCAUACGUGUACGUAUGUUUGGGUGUUGUAUCAAUAUUUCAUAGUGCACUGUGAUUUCCGAUUCAUUACCACAUGUAAAUAUUAGUAAGUCUGUCAUGUAAAUAG